AUGCCUGUUUUAAGAAACAGAGAACAAGUCGCCCAACCAGCCCGUUAUCAACCCUAUAGUAACGGCCGUUUAGAACAUGGACGGAGAAAUGAAAUUCGCCGUCAAAGGGAGCGUCGACAAAGAGAACGACAAGAAGAAAUUGACAAUGUCCAGACGGCCAAAGGAUUCAAGGAAAAGCACAAGGCAAACUGUCAAAGUCAACAAGUAAACUCCUGGAAAAUCGUCGAGUUUCUUCUUCCUGCUCUUCUAUUUUCAAUUAUCAAAGGUGGCCGAACCAUCGUUUCCGAGAUGAUUGGGCACACAAAACAAGCAGCAAUCGCAGCGAUACGUCACCGGCUUGAUGAUCACAACUGGGACUACACGCCUCAAUAUACAUUCGACGAAUUGCAACAUGAGAGAUUUCUUCGCACUUCUAGGCAAUAUCUUCGACGAAGGAUUUCAAAUUUUCAACAAGACUCAACUUUUGCCCUUCAUUAUCUCGACCGCACAAAGCUCAUGAUGAACGAGGGCGAUCUUGGAAAGCAACUUGCAAUAUUGAUCAACCCCGAUAUCUUUCACGACGUCAACGAGCAAGCUGUUCUUUUCAAGCUGGACGAACUGUGGUUUAACCACGUCUGCAAGGCCGUCUUCGCCGACUUCUACUGCUGCAAGUGCGGCUUUUUGAUGCUGGACGAGCCCGAGCUACUCAAGCACAUGCUGGACAAACAUCGAAAAGAUGUCAAGGCUGCGGUAAGAAAUAACGACGACGAAGCUGAUCGACUGAUGCGAGAGGCUGUUCACGCGUCCUCUAAGAAGAUCCAGAUCCAGGAAUACUUCCGCGAUAACCAUGCUAGAUUCGCACGAGCAAGCAGCUACACCAUCACCCUCCACUCCUGGAUCAAUGGCGACCAAGUCGACGACAUUUAA
This is a messenger RNA of Oikopleura dioica, 906 nucleotides long. NCBI's taxonomy places the organism in Eukaryota, Metazoa, Chordata, Appendicularia, Copelata, Oikopleuridae. The record is from the annotation of a GenBank genome assembly.